AUGUCCUCAAACUCUCGUCCUACUGAUUCCACAAUGCACUCAGACCCAAUCCCAAUCAUGUCCCGUCGGGGCCGUUCAGCUUCGGUGUCUUCCUCGUCGUCUGGCUCGUCCAUCUCGCCUACCGAAUUACCGACUCCAAUUUCCACUUCUACGAGCCCAGUCCGUAUUGGGCCAGUGUCACCUGGAAGCUCCCCAAUACUCUCGUAUUUCUUCUCUCAAUCCCCUACUAAAGCGCCGCCCGGUUCGGCUUCCACGUACCCAUUCAGAAAGUUCGGACCUCCCCCGGUUUUCGAAGAAGACGAAGAAAAGGAGAUACCCGUCGCAGAACAUGCUCGACGGGCAAGCACAGCUGUAGCAGGUCGUUUUGCGCAGCCGCCGCAGCUUGGCAUGCCUGAACCUCACGCAGAGCGUGGAACAGGUCUCUUACGAAGGCUCUCGAUGAGUAGCACUUUCGCCAAGCCCUCAGACAUGAGGUCUCGGUCACCGCCCAAUGCACCGCCCAACUCCGCUGUUAGCCCCACUGAGGGCAAACAGCUUCCAUUCGUUCGAGACAGUCGGCCUCGACGCUCCGCCACCAUUAGUGUGGAUGCCAAGCCACGCAGGGCUCCGUCACCUAUGGGCGAACGUAUCCUGAAAGGUCAUUUCGAUGGCUUCAACUAAUCUAUCCCUCCAACGCUCCCUUCGCUGCUUUCGUCGCUGGAUUUCACCACGCUCUUUCACCACCGUCGCUUAUGUUGGCAUUCUCUCCACAGCAUGAUACCCGCAAUCGCUGUGGGUUGUACUACUCUAAAGCAUCGACAGUCCAUUGACAACUGGAACAUUCUGUAUGCAUGGGCUUAAAUGCGUUGUAAGCACCAUAGUAAUCAUCAGUGUAUAAUAUCCCCGGUCAUCCCUUUCGUCGUCGUCGUCUUGGUCCCUCCCUCUCUCCCCUAUUUCCAUUUCCAUAAUCCACGAAAUGCACCCGACGGUAAAAGACCAUAAUCUGGGCCAUUUUGCCACAUCCCUUUUCGCAUCUCUCUUCGUCGAUUUUGUGUCGCGCUUUGCUUUUUAAGUGGUUGUAUUUCUGUGUAAUAUGUCAGUGAAAUCGUCUAUCUGGCCUUUUCUGCAUGGCUCACUUUCCACCUGCA
This is a messenger RNA of Desarmillaria tabescens, 1127 nucleotides long. RefSeq lists its product as uncharacterized. The transcript is spliced from 3 exons. Bases 1 to 660 code for a protein of 219 amino acids. NCBI's taxonomy places the organism in Eukaryota, Fungi, Basidiomycota, Agaricomycetes, Agaricales, Physalacriaceae. The record is from RefSeq and is a predicted model, not a curated record.